CUGGCAUGAUAUAUUUACUAUUACUACGAAAGAUUUUCAUUUGUCUCAAUUUAAACACAUGACUUUUCUAUCCGGUAAGCGAAGGUAACAACAUGGUAUUUCAAAAUACCGGGUUUUUACAGGUGGAUACUUUCUAUCUCUUACAGGGUACCUGUCGACCUAUAUAGCAGUGCCCAUAGUAGCCGUUGUGGAGUCUCCAUUUUCGAUGGCCUUAUGUUUUCGACCCGGAAUCCCCUUAGACUCGGAGGCUUGGCUCCGCCAAGGAGUCUCAGGAAAGAUAUCUUCAACUUAAUUCCUCAAAAUUUGGAUAAUUCAUUCUCACUUACAUGAGAUAUAGUUAAACCUGAGUUAUGUCGUUCCAGAAGACUAUGCGCCAAUUUUUGCUUCUCUUUCAAUUCACGACUGCUCUUGCUAAUAUAGUGCAGCCCCGUCUCGAGUCGCAGACAUGCGCGGUACCUAAUCCACUAUUCAUAUUUGACACUGAGAUAUGUAUAUCUUCUGAGGGUUUUCCUGCCGGGCAUGGCAGCCUGCUAGGUGAACCAUCAUCGCCACUAAAGGCCUGGAAAUCGGGCGGUCUUUGUCGCGGCGCUAGAGCUGAUAAGUUCUGCGUCUUCACUAACGAAGUGUUCAACCGGGGUGAAGGUGUCUCGGUGAUCACUACCUCAAAGAGUAUUUCAACUAUUUCAACACGGCCGGCUUUCAUCACGGAGGAGCACGCGGAAAUUGAUUCAAAAUCAAAGUUGGCCAUCCCCUACCGCGAAGUGGAAAUACCAGGUAAAGAUAUCGGACUGGUAGCAACAAGGGCGAUACGAGCAGGAGAGCUCAUAAUGGCACGAACACCCGCUAUAAUGGUAAACGAAAAAGCAAUCAAUACUCUAGGAAAGAAGGCUGUAUCAGAACUCCUUGUUCGCGCUGUUGAAAAUCUCCCUUCUCAACACAGAGAAAGUUUACUCAAGUUGUCGACGCAUAGCAGUACAAGUGACUAUGGCGAUAAACUUUAUAAAAUUCUCCAAACAAAUUCAUUCCGAACGGGUUACCACGAUGGGAUCAACCCGUUUUAUUCUCUAUUCACUGAAGUAUCGCGACUCAAUCAUGACUGUCGGCCCACGUGCGCCUACUAUUUCGAUCACAGAGAUUUUCAUCAUAAAGUAUUAGCUGUGCGAGAUGUUAUGGAGGGUGAGGAGCUCACGAUAGCCUAUUAUGACCCUCUUCAAUCGCACUCUACGAGGCAAGAGAAGUUACAAAAAGAAUGGGGUUUCCGGUGUUCAUGUCAGAGGUGCAGUGCCAAUGCGACGGCGAUAGCUGAAUCGGAUCGUAGAGUUUCUCAAAUACAUGCUCUAUGGAAAGAGUUGGAUGACCACUCGGCAUCAUCAAAAGGAUCUUCCAAAAAGGCGGAACUUUUAGUAUCGCUAUACGAACAAGAGGGGAUCUUAGGCCGGUUAAAUGAAGCCUAUUAUCGAGCGGCAAUCGAAUAUAUUGGGAUUGGUGAUGCUAAAAUGGCAAUCAAAUAUGCUGCUCUGUGCAUCGAAAAUGGCCUACUGUUUGUAGGACCCGAUCGUCCUUUUAUCAAGAACAUGCAAGAACUCAUUGCGAAUCCAACGGAGUAUCCUAAAUGGAAGUUCCGCUUGAGGGCCAAUUAAAUAAUUGCCAGUUAAAUCUCGCAGUCAUUUUUACUUCAUCAAUAUUCAACACCAGUGGAGAACGAGGCAUAAAGACCUACCUGUUAUAGAAAACUGCAUAGGAGGUAAUGAUUACCUAACAAAUAGCUCCUAUUUGAAUAAGGCGGUGGACGUGAAGUCGUCCGGUAGUAGCCGUCGGCAAUCCCGGCUAUAAGUCCUGAAAGAAAACCACCUACGCACGUGGCAAGUUGCAAUGCAUGUUGGGAUUUGGGAGGGGUUGAUGCUUUUGGGAUCCGGGGUUGUAAGGAUCUAC
This is a messenger RNA of Daldinia loculata, 1932 nucleotides long. Its product is annotated as SET domain-containing protein. The coding region runs from base 351 to 1640 and encodes 429 amino acids. Gene Ontology annotation, molecular function: protein binding. The transcript is spliced from 4 exons. Lineage: Eukaryota; Fungi; Ascomycota; Sordariomycetes; Xylariales; Hypoxylaceae. The record is from RefSeq and is a predicted model, not a curated record.